AUGUCUUCAUUGAAACAAUUGAAAGAGAAUUUUGUUUCAGAUUUGACGGGGGGAUCGAUUGAGGAAAUUUAUUUGGUGACAUCGGUGGCAUUAACAUCAUAUUUAGCAUACAAGUUCAUCAAGGAUUCAAUCAUUCAAUUGCCUUUGGUUUAUGACUAUGUGAUUAAUGUACUAACUAUACUAACAGCCAUUACAAUCUAUAGCAACAAUCCAACAUUCCUACAUUACUCAAUAUUCCUUCCAUCUUUGCUCGUCUAUUUAUUAAACCAUUACACAACUGAAAACAAACAAAGGCACCACCAUCGACAAUCGAAUAAAACAAAUGAUACACUUUUGACUAGAAAACAGUUUCUCACUGCUUAUAGGUCACACAUGUUGAUCAUCACCAAUUUAGCUAUAUUGGCAGUUGAUUUUAAAAUUUUCCCUAGGAGAUUCGCAAAAGUAGAAACAUGGGGCACAUCAAUGAUGGAUUUGGGAGUGGGGUCUUUUGUAUAUUCAAUGGGAUUAGUAAAUUCGAGGCAAUUGAUUAAAGCGCAUUCUCAGUAUAAGUUCAGCUGGAAAGCCUACUUGAAAAUUAUCAAACAAAGUACGACUAAGGCAUUCCCUUUGUUAGUAUUGGGCUUCGCCAGAUUCGUCAGUGUGAAGCAACUAGAGUAUCAAGAACAUGUUACUGAGUAUGGUAUUCACUGGAAUUUUUUCAUAACUUUAGGAUUGUUGCCUGUUUUAUUAGGAGUCUUGGACCCAUUUCUCACCAUUUUACCGAGGGUAGUGGUUGCAUUUAUAUUUAUCGCAUUAAAUGAGUUAUUAUUGAAGAGGACUAAUGUGCUUCAGGUCAUUUUGUCUGGCGAAAACAGAAUGAAUAACUUCAUAACAAUGAACAAGGAAGGUAUCUACUCAUUUUUGGGAUACUUUACUAUAUUCAUCUUUGGUCAAUCAUUUGGAUCGUUUGUUUUAACUGAAUAUCCUACCAGGAAUAACUUGAUUUCCAUAAGUAAAACUAAAGCAUUCCGGAAAAACUCCAAUCUUAUAACAGUAACCACCACACAGGGCUUGAUCAUAGCCACUGUGUUUUAUCAAGCAUUGUUCACUAUUGUUAAUAAUUCCAACUAUUUCACAAGCAUUUCAAGAAGGUUGGCCAAUGCAUCGUACGUUUUGUGGGUGGUAUCCUACAAUGCUACAUUCUUGUUGGGGUAUAACUUAAUAGACAGAUUGUUACCGGUGCAAACUAAAGUAGCUUCAAAUUUAUUAGAGGGAGUUAAUAAUAACGGGUUGCUCGCAUUUUUGUUGGGCAAUCUCUUGACCGGAUUGAUAAAUAUGCUAAUCAACACAUUAGAAGUAUCUAAUACGGUCGCAUUUUUGAUUUUAAUCGGAUAUAGUGCUGCGUGGAUAUCCAUAGUGGUCAUAUUGAAUCACAAGCACAUUUAUAUCAAGCUAUAA
Messenger RNA from Lodderomyces orthopsilosis Co 90-125, 1437 nucleotides. RefSeq names its product glucosaminyl-phosphotidylinositol O-acyltransferase (gene GWT1). The record is from RefSeq and is a predicted model, not a curated record. The transcript has a single exon. Gene Ontology annotation, biological process: protein localization to plasma membrane; GPI anchor biosynthetic process. Gene Ontology annotation, cellular component: membrane; endoplasmic reticulum. Gene Ontology annotation, molecular function: glucosaminyl-phosphatidylinositol O-acyltransferase activity. Bases 1 to 1437 code for a protein of 478 amino acids. NCBI's taxonomy places the organism in Eukaryota, Fungi, Ascomycota, Pichiomycetes, Serinales, Debaryomycetaceae.